Molecule: messenger RNA, 1050 nt
Organism: Cornus florida
Lineage: Eukaryota; Viridiplantae; Streptophyta; Magnoliopsida; Cornales; Cornaceae
Exons: 2
Coding region: 1-1050 (349 amino acids)
Source: RefSeq, a predicted model, not a curated record
AUGAAGAAGCAAGCUUGUUCAAGUGUGUCCAUUCUCAUUUUCUUUCUUCUAUCUCUCACCAUAUUUUCGAACGUGGAAGCUCAAACUUGCAAGCCUAGUGGCAAGUUAAAGGGUAAAAAACCACCUCCAGGGGAAUGCAACACGAAGAAUGACUCCGAGUGCUGUGAGGAGGGCAAGCUUUAUACUACGUACAAGUGUUCGCCGAAAGUGUCAAGCCACACAAAGGCAGUCCUCACAAUCAAUAGUUUUGAGAAAGGUGGUGAUGGUGGUGCAGAAUCGGAAUGCGACGGUAAGUUCCAUUCGGAUGACGAACGGGUGGUGGCGCUAUCAACCGGAUGGUUUAACAAGAAAAAGAGGUGCUUGAAAAGCAUUGUCAUCCAUGGUAAUGGAAAGAGUGUGAAGGCCAAGGUGGUGGACGAGUGCGACUCCACAAUGGGUUGCGACGCAGACCAUGAUUACCAGCCUCCAUGUCCAAACAACAUUGUUGAUGCCUCUAAAGCUGUUUGGAAGGCGUUGGGUGUGCCAGAAGAUGAGCGGGGUCAGCUAGACAUUUACUGGUCUGAUACUUGCAGGCCUAGUGCCAAGAUAAGGGGUAGAAAACCACCUCCAAAGGCGUGCAACAAGGACAAUGACUCCGAGUGCUGUGUGGAGGGCAAGCUUUAUACUACGUACAAGUGUUCGCCCAAAGUGUCGAGCCACACAAAGGCAGUCCUCACGAUCAAUAGUUUUGAGGAAGGUGGUGAUGGUGGUGGAGAAUCCGAAUGUAACGGUAAGUUCCAUUCGGAUGACGAAUCGGUGGUGGCGCUGUCAACCGGAUGGUUUAACCACCAAAAGAGGUGCUCAAAGAACAUUAUCAUCCAUGGUAAUGGAAGGAGUGUGAAGGCCAAGGUGGUGGACGAGUGCGACUCAACAACCGGUUGCGACGCGGACCAUGAUUACCAGCCUCCAUGUCCAAAUGACAUUGUUGAUGCCUCUAAAGCUGUUUGGAAGGCGUUGGGAGUGCCACAAAAUGAGUGGGGCCAGCUAGACGUUUACUGGUCUGAUGCUUGA